This is a messenger RNA of Mastomys coucha (southern multimammate mouse), 1085 nucleotides long. Its product is annotated as IQ domain-containing protein F6-like. The record is from RefSeq and is a predicted model, not a curated record. The transcript is spliced from 2 exons. NCBI's taxonomy places the organism in Eukaryota, Metazoa, Chordata, Mammalia, Rodentia, Muridae. Bases 551 to 1024 code for a protein of 157 amino acids. Gene Ontology annotation, molecular function: calmodulin binding.
AGUCCGUGCUCUCAGGGGCACCUGGGACGCAUUCAGGGCUCUGCUUGUUAAUCUAAACCAGCCACACCCCAGCUCAGCCAACGAGGCUAUCUUUCCAUACAAAGCAUCAGAAGGCAUGGCAGAGGGGCCUCAGGAAGAUGAGACAUGAGCCCCUUUCUGAUCCAAGAAAUUUGGACAAAAAUAUACAUUUCUAUUGUUUCACAUGGUCUCGGUCCCUUCCAGGAGCCUUGACACCGAAGCCUUCCCUAACCCACAAUAUCUAUGAGCAGCCUUAACUUGAGACUAUCUUACCUGACAGUUUCAUAACUCUCCCCUGCUACCAGGAGGUGGAGAGGAGUCUGAGACGCAACCAGAGGCCACAAGGAUGCCCCAAGGAUGGGAGUACAUGAAUACAAAGUUUGACCAGUCCAGGAGGAGGCAAGGCUGUAGUUAAAAUGCAGACACACAGGGCCUGAGGAGAAGGCUCCAAGGCUCCUGGGAAGAUGGGCGGAGUCCAGUGAUGGGCAUGUGACUAAUAGUUGAGGGCGGGGCAAAAGCUAGGGUAGCCUAAAUGACAGAUGAGUGGACUCCAAAGACCAAGGCCAUGGACAUCAAAACUGUGAAUACAGACCUUUCAAAAGAGACCUGCCCAGUGGAUAACGAGCAGUGUAUAAAGUUAGAGAAGACAGCCAUAAAGAUACAGUCAUGGUGGCGUGGCAAUAUGGUCCGACGAACACUACUGGAUGCAGCACUUGGAGCGUGGGCCAUCCAGUGUUGGUGGAGGUCAGUGCAAACCAAGAUAGUGGAGCAAAAACGGCGCUUGGCACUAAAACUCUACACCUGUCAGGAAUGGGCAGUGGUGAAGGUGCAGGCAUACGUCCGCAUGUGGCAGGCCCGCAGACGAUUCCUCCAGGCACGACAAGCAGCCUGCAUUAUCCAGACUCAGUGGCGCUGGCAUGCUAGUCAAAGCCAAAGUAUGAUCCACAGCCACUAUGAGGUCAAAGCCAGCCGGCUGGAGCUUGACAUCGAAAUCCUUAUGACCUAGGGUGCUGGCAAAGCCAGGGGAGGCUGGAUCUCCUUCCCAAUAAAGACACUAACUGAUCACA